Coccidioides immitis RS is the source of this 3064-nucleotide messenger RNA. Its product is annotated as sugar porter (SP) family MFS transporter. Bases 1014 to 2960 code for a protein of 648 amino acids. The transcript has 4 exons. Gene Ontology annotation, biological process: transmembrane transport. NCBI's taxonomy places the organism in Eukaryota, Fungi, Ascomycota, Eurotiomycetes, Onygenales, Onygenaceae. Gene Ontology annotation, molecular function: myo-inositol:proton symporter activity. Gene Ontology annotation, cellular component: membrane. The record is from RefSeq and is a predicted model, not a curated record.
GGAGUUCUCUCUUUUCUCAAUUUAGAGCUCGACCGGGCUUGGAGGACGAUAACUCCAAGUUUCGUCUUUCCCAGGUCAAAAUCGACUUUCGUGCAUGUGUCGCUGACACCACGGUCAAAUGAAGAGACAGUUUCGUCUUCAAAGAUCCAUUCCAAGGCUGAAGAUGUAUCCUCUGCUCUCCGUCCGCUGCAGGCGUUCUGGGGUUGAACGCCUGGCUCGUGUGUUCUUCUUACCCGUGUUGCACUAAUUGCGUAGAGUCCAAGAAAAUACGAGAAAUGUCGGGUAGCGACUCGUGAAUUACAACUGGUUCCUUCGUGCACGGUGGGCAAUGGGUCGUUGCCCACAGAUGGAGUUUGACGAGUCAAAUAUCGGACAAGAGGCUCAGCCAGCAAGGCUAGCCACGAUGUCGACGGUAAUCGGCUGGCUGUGACCUGUCUAGCGCCAUUUGUGACAUCAAGACUUCAAGCGAUCGGGUUCUUUGUUCCAACUUAAAGCUGUCAACGACUCACAUCAAACUUUGCCGUUUCCGGCCUCCCUUCAACUCCAAGGCCAGGCAGUGAUUAAGGCUGCCCAUACGAUACAUGAUUGCGCUUUUGGGGUGCAGACAGGAAUUCCCGGCACACCUUUCUUAGCUAUGAGCGAUUAAUCCGGAAAUUCAGCUGUGGUUCACCCUCUCGUGCUUGGGCCAUUGAGUACGAGGAUACUCGGGGCCCGGCUUCUAUAGAAUAGUGAAGCAUUCGUUGUUGGAUUGAGAUAUAUGUCCCUAGGCCAAACCUACCGAUUCCCCUCUUUGAGGGAUAUUCCUGAUAUACCCUUUACUUCCUGUCUUUGAGUGGACCUAAAUUUUGGAGAUUUUAUUGCGUUUUUCGGGCCAAGAGACUUCUCUUCAUUGAUCCCUCUUUGCCUUUGUAUUAUUCUAGGAGCUGGUCCCAGAGGGGAAGUACACAGUCCCUCUUUUAUUCACGUUGACUUCUGAAGUUGGGAUCAAUCUUGCGUCGACGCAGAAAAGUGGUAUGGAGUUCUAUCGAUCAUCUGAGGAACUAGACCCAUCAUCAGACAGUGCAAAGGCUUACGCCUCGACAUCAUAUGAAGACCACCUUUCGCGUCGCGAGCUUUCGUUCGUGACAUCUCACAGGGAGCCUCUAAGUGCCGCGGAGCGUGCACGUAGGAAUAUAAAUGCAAAACUUGCAAAUCCACUGGCGGGUUUGAGCCAUGCUGCCUUAAGAGGCAGAGGGGAACGUUACGCCCGGAAACACCAGAUUGGAGAUGAGGAAGAUAUACGAGCAUUUGCAAUGGGUGCUGUUUUGGCUCAGGAUCCGAAACAUUAUGAAAAUAUGGAAGGAUUAACGGAGGAAGAACUGGAGGUUCUCCGACAUGAAUUCACGCAUAAAUGGUCGCAGCCGAAAUUGCUGUAUCUGGUUAUUGUGCUCUGUUCAGUAUCCGCAGCGGUUCAGGGAAUGGAUGAAUCCGUAGUUAAUGGGGCCCAAAUAUUCUACAAGGCGCAGUUUGGUAUCAACGACGAUGAUUAUCGUUCGACAUGGCUAUCAGGACUCACCAACUCCGCUCCUUACCUUUGCUGUGCCCUUAUCGGUUGCUGGCUUACUGUUCCAUUCAACCACGUAUUCGGCCGCCGUGGAACAAUUUUUAUCACCUGCUGCUUCUCUGCCAUUACCUGCUUUUGGCAAGGAUUUGUUAAUACCUGGUGGCACAUGUUUGUCGCCCGAUUCGCGCUGGGAUUCGGAAUCGGACCCAAGUCCGCAACAGUGCCCAUAUAUGCUGCUGAGACCACUCCACCUGCAAUUCGUGGCGCUUUAGUCAUGCAAUGGCAGAUGUGGACCGCAUUCGGUAUCAUGCUUGGUUAUGCUUCGGAUAUCAUCUUCUUCAAAGUUCCCGACCCACCCGGUGUAGUUGGCCUAGGAUGGCGAUUAAUGAUGGGCUCCGCAAUGUUUCCAGCAGUAUUGGUCUGUUUCAUGGUAUUUCUUUGCCCAGAGUCACCCCGCUGGUAUAUUUCAAAGGAUGCCCAUCACAAAGCAUACAUGUCUAUGUGUCGUUUGAGGUUCAAUAAAAUCCAAGCUGCGCGAGACUUAUUCUAUAUGCACACUCUGCUAGAGGCGGAGUCGACGAUGAAAUUGGGCCAGCCAAAAAUAGUCGAGCUUAUCACUGUGCCACGAAACCGGCGAGCAAUGCUUGCUUCAGAAAUUGUCAUGUUCAUGCAGCAGUUCUGCGGUGUCAAUGUCAUCGCUUACUACUCCUCUGAAGUCUUCCUCGAAGCUGGCUUUUCCCAGAUUUCGGCCCUUGCGGCAUCUCUGGGAUUCGGCAUGAUAAAUUGGCUAUUUGCGAUUCCGGCCGUUUACACAAUCGAUACCUUUGGUCGUCGCAAUUUACUGCUACUCACCUUUCCGCUGAUGGGGAUAUUCCUCCUCUUAACAGGAUUUUCAUUCUGGAUACCUUCCGAUACAGCCCCCCGAGCUCGUCUAGGCUGCGUGGCGUUGGGAAUAUACCUUUUCGGAAUCGUAUAUUCACCCGGUGAAGGUCCCGUCCCGUUUACAUAUUCCGCAGAAGCAUACCCGCUGUAUGUCCGCGCGUAUGGCAUGGCCCUCGCCACAUCAACGACAUGGUUCUUUAACUGGAUGCUUGCGAUCACCUGGCCUAGUCUCGUCCGCGCAUUCUCCCCGCAGGGCGCAUUUAGUUGGUACGCCGGAUGGAACAUUAUAGGCUUCGUUCUGAUUCUGUUAUUUUUACCGGAGACAAAGGGCAAGACACUUGAAGAGCUGGACCAAGUGUUUUCUGUUCCCACACACUUGCACGCCAAAUGGGCAUUGAAGCAUCUUGUCAGUGUCUUCAGGAGGUAUAUACUUUUCCAAAAGUAUGUGAAGGUCGAAGAAUUUGGAAAGGAGCAAGAGAAUCAAGCGAGAGGAAUGAGCAUGAGCACUGUUGAGCGGAGACUUGACAUCGAAUAACAAAGGCGAUGUCUCAUUGUCUCACUAGGACGUAGUUUAUUGGAAUGACGUUUGGGUGAAUGAAUGAUGUAUCUAUGUGAUGCCGAAUAGACCGAAUUUCAUGA